CUCACAUUUGGUGUCCUAGAAUUGCUGAGUGCAUCUCUGAUGGCACUUUGCGUUUUGGUCCAAGAAAGAGUCCAUCCAUGGCAGGGCAGGGGCACAGGGUGCUUUCCUGCCUGGUAAAGCUAAUGGUGGUGUUUCAAUGUCUCCUCCUUGGGGUCUAGAACAGCCACUCAUCCCCAUUUUCUUGAGGCGAGUUUGGCUGUUGAAGGUGGCCACGGCCUCUGAAAGUUAUUCGCAGACUUAGGGCCAUAAUGUCAUUCAGUGAUUGAUGCCUGAUCCCAUGAGGGGUUUUGGUCAUUUUUGUGUUUAGGUUGAUCCACAGUUAUUUACCUGGCUGUUAAGGCUGACAGGAUUUCGUGGUUGUCUCCAUCCCCAAGGCUACGUGGAUGCCCUUCCUGGGAGCACAUCUCCAGGGUCCUCUGGGGAAUAGUGGAGCCAACUUCAGGACCGACUGAUCAUGACUUCCAUAAAGGAGCAGGCAGCAAUUAGCCGGCUCUUGAGUUUUUUACAAGAUUGGGACAAUGCUGGCAAAGUCGCAAGGAACCACAUCCUCAACAAUUUCAUUGAAACCAACCAAGGCAAGACUGCCCCUGAACUGGAGCAGGAGUUUUCCCAGGGAGCCAGCUUGUUCCUGGUGCGCUUGACCACCUGGCUGAGACUCACCUACAUGACUGGCUCAUGUUUAGAUAAGCUUCUGAGGUCCAUUGGCAUCUUCUUGUCAGCCGUAAGCAGUAAUCGCUACCUUAUAGAAUUUCUUGAGGUUGGAGGCGUCCUAACGCUCUUGGAAAUACUUGGACUGGAGAAGAUCAAGGAGGAGGACAAGAAGGAAUCCAUCAGGCUACUUCAGGUUAUCGCAAACUCUGGCAGGAAGUACAAGGAGCUCAUUUGUGAAAGCUAUGGUGUACGAUCCAUAGCAGAAUUUUUGGCAAAGUCUAAAUCAGAAGAGGCCCAGGAAGAAGUGCAAGUUCUGUUGGAUUCUUUGGUCCACGGUAAUCCCAAGUACCAGAAUCAAGUGCACAAAGGUCUAAUAGCUUUGCUGCCCUGUGCGUCCCCAAAAGCUCAGCAGCUGUCCCUGCAGACUCUCAGGACUGCCCAGUCAAUCAUUGGAACCACACAUCCCAGCAUCGUGGACUGCGUGCUGAAGGUGCUGCGCACGAUGCACCUGGAAGUCCAAUAUGAAGCCAUCGCGCUGAUCAAGGACCUGGUCAACUACGACGUGUGCCCGGCGCUGCUCAGAGGCCUCGUGGCGCUGCUGACCCCGUCGGUCAAGGAGACCAGCAAACUGCAGCCCAAGAUCCUCCACGACUCCUCGGUUCUCCAGCUCACCGCCCACCUGCCCGUGUUCUUGCAGCAGGCCGCGGCCGCCAAGGCCAUCGGGGUCCUGGCGCGCAGCAACACGAGCCUCGCCGAGGAGCUGCUGCACCUGCGCGUGGUGCACAGCCUGAUGGCCGCCAUGGGCAACACGGACCACAGCAACAGCCAGCGGCAGGCCAGCCUCACGCUGGAGUACUUCGUGCAGACGUUCCCGGUCGUGGAGGAGCACGUGCGCAGGUCCCUGGGGGACGAGCUCUACCAGCUCUUCCGCAGCAACGCCGGGGACUUAUACAUGAAAAUAGAUAGCAUUCAGGCUGACAUCUUGGCUGCCAACACAGUCAAUGUGACCAGAGCAUUACACCUCAGCGAGGCCUCUUACCGCAGCGCGAGCUGCUCCUCUGGCCCUGGCGAUCAGGAUCAGAAGGCCUACAUCACACACUUUCAGAAGGAAGAUAUGGAAGGAAAGGAGUAACAGAGCCUCUGAGGCAACCCAGAAAGGCCAAGGCUGUGUGGCAGGAAGCCUGGCUGAAGGAGCCUGGUGACCCUGGGCUCUGGGUGGGAGGCUGGGGG
Diceros bicornis minor is the source of this 1881-nucleotide messenger RNA. It is a transcript of the gene ARMH1, whose product is annotated as armadillo like helical domain containing 1. Bases 455 to 1783 code for a protein of 442 amino acids. The transcript is spliced from 12 exons. Lineage: Eukaryota; Metazoa; Chordata; Mammalia; Perissodactyla; Rhinocerotidae. The record is from RefSeq and is a predicted model, not a curated record.